CAGGGCGGGCAUGCCCAGCACCCUGCUGCUGGCGCUGCUGGGCGCCCUGCCCCUGCGGGCCGAGGGCGGCAAGAAGCGGAAGGGCGGGGCGGACUAUUACGACAUCCUCGGAGUGAAAGAGAAGGAUGACGCCGCGACCAUCAAGAAGGCCUACCGCGCCAAGUCGUUGCUGUACCACCCCGACAAGUGCGAGGAGGACAAGGAUGCGUGCCAGGCCAAGUUUAUCGAGGUGUCGACGGCUUACGAGGUGCUGACCGACCCGGAGAAGCGGAAGGUGUACGACCGAGACGGCGAGGAGGGCCUCAAGGAUGGUGGCGGCGGCGGCGAGCAGGCCAGGCAGAUGUUCAGGCAGUUCUUCGGGCGGGAGCCCGACGGGGACGUGAAGAUCGUGAAGGACAGGUUCGGCAGGAUGACUUUUCAGGAGAUGGGCGAGCCAGGUCCCAAGGAGGACAUCUUCGGCGACACGAACGUCACGGAGCUCACCGACGACGUCUACAGUAGUUUUGUGAACGAGCGCACCGAGCCGGUGAUCGUUAUGUUUUACAAGGACGCUCGAGUCGGCGAGGCGAAGCCGGAGUACGCGGCUUUCUGCAACACUUUCCAGUCCUUUCUGAUGGUGGCCUCCGUGAACUGCCGCCAGCAGCGCUCGGUCUGCAAGCAGGCCUCCAUCGACAGCUUCCCCGCGAUCCGGUGGUUCCCAGAGGUGUACGACGCCGCCUUUUCCGCCAAAGCUAUUGGCAAGUGGGUUAGCUCGAUGAUGCCAGACUACUCGAAGGUCUUGGAGGACAAGCACGCGCUGCGGCAGUGGCUGGACGACGCGAAAGGCCCCGCCGUGCUGCUCUUCACGGACAAGUCGAGCAGCCCUCCGAUGUGGAAGGCUCUGAGCCGGGAGUUUAAGGGCAAGGUCUCCCUCGCAGUGGUGCUUCGCUGCGACAAAAACGGCGUGUUCAAGACGCCGCUGCAGAGGGAGUACGACGUCCGGGUCCCGAGCAUCGUGAGGCUAGACCCGCUGGACGAUGUGGGGAAGAUAGCCGAGAAGUUUGACCACCAGCUAAAGCAGGAGGUCUUGAAGAUCUGGCUUCUCAAAGUGUUGUCGCAGGGGAGGAAGGCAGGCCCAGUCGCCACCUUCAAGGAGUGGUCCAGGCAGCGCUACGAGGAGAGCCGGAGAACGCUGCCGGUGGGGGACGUGGCGCCACAUCUCGUCGCUCUGUUGGCGCUGAUCCACGUGCAGGUGACGGAGGGAGAGGACUCAGACAUGGCAAAUGACGGUGGCAGCGCCACUACGGACAUUGACUCCUUUCUGGCCGUUCUCAAGAAGGAGCUACAGGAACCUUUCGACGGCAGAUUCGCCAAUGGUGUUGCGUGCGUGGGCGGCGCGCCGCUGGUGCAGAUCCAGCCUGGUCUUGAUCGUGGCUCCCCGUCGGAGCCCCUCUGGAACUACUCGCGCGUGCAGCAACUCAGGGUGGACAAGGAAGCACCAUCCAUGCGUCAAAAGGACAUGAACGAGUUGAUUCAGAUAGUGACGGAUCAGGCGGCUGUCUGGGUGAGUGAGGAGUUGGAGCAUGACUGCACCAACGGGGGUGGACAAGACGCAGUUUCCAUUGCGUAUAAUAUUGACUAUGGUAAUCCGCGGCAGCAGGUGGAAGCUACAGCGUCGAAUAUUCAAGCUAAGGCGGCAGCAGCGUCGGAGAAUCCGCAUUGCACGACCGUGCUGGUCAUAGGUGAUAUUAGCUAUCAGGGGGCGGCCUCGAUGAAUCUUCAUGCCCCUGAGAUCGACAAAGGAUUGGUACUUCUGUCCCGACGGCGCGAGCGCGGCGAUAUGCGAGCGUCGGCGCUGGGCAACCCCGCUGAAGUGGAUCCAGAAGUCCCUGCGCGCGUCAUUUCGCAGGAUCAACGACUUACUCAGCUGGGUCGUAUCAUGGUCAGUACUCUUGGGUGGAUCUUCUUGCAGCGGUCGACCAGCGCGACGUUGCCGUUUCUCCUUGAGCAGCCGCGCGGACAUGGCGUCUCUGACCAUGCGCCAGCGCAGGCCCUCUUCGCGCGCUUGUGCCAGAAGGCGGCGGGGGAUCUUUUGUUAGGCCUCAGAGCGCAAGCAUUUCUUCGACCUUCUCCUGAAACGUUCGUCCAUCCUGGGGCCGAAUGCGAGAUGUUCAACACUGAUCGUGAGAUGGUAUGA
Messenger RNA from Prorocentrum cordatum, 2176 nucleotides. The record is from the annotation of a GenBank genome assembly. NCBI's taxonomy places the organism in Eukaryota, Dinophyceae, Prorocentrales, Prorocentraceae.